AUGGUGCGCGGGAAGGGUCAGGUAGGAUUUCACUCGCGACUCGCGUUUCGUUCGGCCCCCGGCAGACACCGGGACCUAUCCGCUGCCUAUGAGUUCCAUUACAGCAUCCUCGACAGUGACUUUGGUAUCGAACUAAAGAGGCACGUCCUCGAGCUUGGCACGCAUGCGGAAGACCUCGAGCAUGUUCCACACUUCCUAGACGAAGUCCUCUUCGUACAACCCAGAGGAGUCCCAGAUCAGUCUCAUCCCGAAGACUGGAAAGGAUAUUCAUCGUGGGGGCCUGUAGGAGUAUAUGUCCGUGGACAAUCUUUCUCUUUAGCCCUACCUUGGUUGCACUUCUCCAUAGUGCCCCUCAUCGACGCUUAUGCGAACGAUCCACGACCGGAAGUCUUCUAUGUCACGUUCGACGAGUUCUGGGCGGGUGUAGAUGAUUACGUCUACGGAGAGCAUUUUGCGCGGAUAUUGGACAGGCCUGAGUCCCCUGGUGCUGUACCAAAGCGACUUGGAUACCCUCGGUCCGACGAUUCAGAUCGACCCUCUGCGGCACGGAAUUUUAUCCAUACAUCUAGCCCAAUAUCAGUCGGCAACGGCGAGUGGUCGGACGACACUGUCUUGGAACUGUUUCUAGGAGCUUUGUCAACAGGGAUACCGGGUAAGGUAAGGUAA
Stereum hirsutum FP-91666 SS1 is the source of this 666-nucleotide messenger RNA. RefSeq lists its product as uncharacterized. The record is from RefSeq and is a predicted model, not a curated record. The coding region runs from base 1 to 666 and encodes 221 amino acids. The transcript has a single exon. Lineage: Eukaryota; Fungi; Basidiomycota; Agaricomycetes; Russulales; Stereaceae.